GCUCGCUGUGGGAGGCGGGGGCGCUCUCCGUGGCCCCGCUGCCUCCGUGAUGAUGCCGUCCUAGUGAGGGAUGAUGACAGGCAGAAGAGGAGGAGGAGGGGAGCAGAGUCGCCGCCGCUGUUGGCAGCCCUGUUCCUUGCUUACCUCGCCGGCAGUUCCUGGCUCCCGCUGCCAGGCUGCGCAUCGCGCCGCCUUGCCGACGGGCGGCGGGGUGGCCGUGGGUUUGUGGUGAGAGGUUUGUCCUCUCUAGGUGCUCUGUCCCCCGCCGAGCAGGGCUUGUGUCUCCUUUCUCCUCCUCCUGCUUCCUUCCCCGCCGCACACGCUGCCGGACGAGGCCGGCCGGGAGCGGGAGCAGCGGCGCUCGCCGCCGCCUAAGGAAACCCUGACCAUGUCGAGCAAGGGCAGGAAGAGCAAGGAGCAGGGGAGAGUGACCUUCCCCCCGCAGCAGGAGGAGGAGGAGGAAGGGGCAGAGGAAGAGGAGCAGCAGCGCCGGCGCCGCGGCUGGAGAGGCGUCAAUGGGGGGCCGGAGCCCCCUCCGCCGCCGCAAAGAGCUGUCAAAACCCUCCGGGAGCCCUACGGAUACUACCCGCCCCCCCCUUUUGCCAGCACCAUGUACAUCGAAGAGAGCCCGUCCCUGAGGCGGAUGACCAUGAUGAGGGAGAAGGGAAGGCGGCAGGCCAUCCGGGGCCCGGCCUUCAUGUUCAACAACAGGGGCACGAGCCUGACGGCCGAGGAGGAGCGGUUCCUGGACGCCGCCGAGUACGGCAACAUCCCCGUGGUGCGCAAAAUGCUCGAGGAGUCCAAGACGCUCAAUGUCAACUGCGUUGACUACAUGGGCCAGAACGCCUUGCAGCUCGCUGUGGGGAAUGAACAUUUGGAAGUGACAGAACUUCUGUUAAAAAAAGAGAACUUGGCACGGAUUGGAGAUGCCCUGCUGCUCGCAAUCAGCAAGGGUUACAUUAGGAUAGUGGAAGCAAUUUUGAAUCAUCCUGGGUUUUCGGUAAACAAGCGACUGACUCUGAGCCCUUGUGAGCAGGAGCUCCAGGAUGAUGAUUUUUAUUCCUAUGACGAAGACGGUACCCGCUUUUCUCCAGACAUCACUCCCAUCAUUUUAGCCGCCCACUGCCAAAAAUACGAAGUCGUGCACAUGCUGUUGAUGAAAGGAGCGAGGAUAGAAAGACCUCAUGAUUAUUUCUGCAAAUGUAAUGACUGUACAGAGAAGCAAAAACAUGAUUCUUUCAGUCACUCUAGGUCAAGAAUAAAUGCCUACAAAGGACUGGCCAGUCCGGCUUAUCUGUCCCUCUCCAGCGAAGAUCCAGUGCUCACUGCACUCGAACUCAGCAAUGAACUUGCCAAGUUGGCCAACAUUGAAAAAGAAUUCAAGAACGACUACCGCAAGCUGUCCAUGCAGUGCAAGGACUUCGUGGUUGGCGUCCUGGACCUGUGCCGGGACUCAGAGGAGGUGGAGGCCAUUCUGAACGGGGACCUGAACGCGGAGCCGCUGGAGGCGCAGCGGCACCGCGCAUCCCUGAGCCGCGUCAAGCUGGCCAUCAAGUACGAAGUCAAAAAGUUUGUGGCCCAUCCAAACUGUCAGCAGCAGCUCCUGACCAUCUGGUAUGAAAACCUCUCAGGAUUACGGGAGCAGACCAUAGCUAUCAAGUGUCUGGUGGUGCUGGUUGUGGCACUGGGCCUUCCCUUUCUAGCCAUUGGUUAUUGGAUUGCACCAUGUAGCAGGCUUGGAAGAAUUCUUCGAAGCCCAUUUAUGAAAUUUGUGGCACAUGCAGCAUCCUUCAUUAUUUUCCUAGGCCUGCUGGUGUUCAAUGCUUCAGACAGAUUCGAGGGCAUAACCACGCUGCCCAAUGUCACUGUCACUGAUUACCCCAAGCAGAUCUUUAGGGUGAAGACCACCCAGUUCACCUGGACAGAAAUGCUGAUCAUGGUGUGGGUUCUUGGUAUGAUGUGGUCAGAAUGCAAAGAGCUGUGGCUGGAAGGACCCAGGGAAUACAUCUUGCAGUUAUGGAAUGUUCUGGAUUUCGGGAUGCUGUCCAUUUUUAUUGCUGCUUUCACAGCCAGGCUCCUGGCAUUCCUUCAGGCCACAAAAGCACAACAGUAUGUGGACAACUACAUUGAGGAGAACGACCUCUCCGAGGUCACACUUCCUCCAGAAAUUGAAUACUUUACUUAUGCUAGAGAUAAAUGGCUCCCAUCUGAUCCUCAGAUAAUAUCUGAAGGCCUUUAUGCAAUUGCUGUUGUUCUCAGCUUUUCUCGGAUUGCCUACAUCCUGCCUGCAAAUGAGAGUUUUGGGCCCUUGCAGAUCUCCCUUGGAAGGACUGUUAAGGACAUCUUCAAGUUUAUGGUCCUUUUUAUUAUGGUAUUUCUUGCAUUUAUGAUUGGAAUGUUCAUACUGUACUCCUACUACCUUGGAGCUAAACUGAACCCAGCCUUUACGACAGUGGAAGAAAGUUUCAAGACCUUAUUUUGGUCAAUAUUUGGCUUGUCUGAAGUAACCUCUGUUGUCCUCAAAUACGAUCACAAGUUCAUUGAGAACAUUGGUUAUGUUCUUUAUGGCAUAUACAAUGUCACAAUGGUGGUGGUUCUGCUCAACAUGCUGAUUGCCAUGAUCAACAGUUCAUAUCAAGAAAUUGAGGAUGACAGUGAUGUAGAGUGGAAGUUUGCUCGUUCUAAACUUUGGCUGUCGUAUUUUGAUGAUGGAAAAACAUUACCUCCACCCUUCAGUCUUGUACCAAGCCCCAAAUCUUUUUUCUAUUUCAUCAUGAGGAUCAUUAACUUUUCCAAGUGCAGGAGGAGACGGCUACAGAAGGACAUUGAAAUGGGAAUGGGAAACUCCAAAUCAAGGUUAAACCUUUUCACUCAGUCAAAUUCCAGAGUUUUUGAAUCCCACAGUUUUAACAGCAUUCUCAAUCAGCCAACACGCUAUCAGCAAAUAAUGAAGAGACUGAUAAAACGCUACGUUCUGAAAGCACAAGUGGACAAAGAAAAUGAUGAAGUCAAUGAAGGUGAAUUAAAGGAAAUCAAACAGGACAUCUCCAGUCUUCGCUAUGAACUGUUGGAGGAUAAGUCCCAAGCAACAGAAGAGUUGGCAAUUUUAAUACAUAAACUCAGUGAGAAAUUAAAUCCCAAUAUGCUGAGAUGUGAAUGAUUCAACAAAGGAACCAUGGCUUCGAUGACAGCACAACUAUUUAUUGGCAAUAAUAUUUCAGUAUCUUAUACUUGAAAAAAUGUAUUGUAGAUUUUUAGCACUAAAUAACUUUAUGUACAGCUUCUCUGGAAUUUAGUCUUAGGAACUUUUAACUCACCACAAAAAGAUUGCUCUCUUCAUUUUAAUUGUCUAAAAGCAAGAACUAUCAUAACAUUUUUUUGCAUUUAUGCAUUAAAAAGGUAUAAUGGUAUAGAUUGCUGAUAUUUUAACAGGUUUAUGAUUACAUAUGGAGAAUUCUUUGCACUAAAUUUGCCAGACAAAAAAUUAACAGACACAGCGUAAUACUCUGUUCCUUGCAGUGUCCAGGUACAAAAUAGGAUUUUUCAUACUACAAUAAACCAACUAGAGAUGAGUGGA
This is a messenger RNA of Zonotrichia leucophrys gambelii, 3577 nucleotides long. It is a transcript of the gene TRPC3, whose product is annotated as transient receptor potential cation channel subfamily C member 3. Gene Ontology annotation, biological process: calcium ion transmembrane transport; regulation of cytosolic calcium ion concentration; single fertilization. The record is from RefSeq and is a predicted model, not a curated record. Gene Ontology annotation, molecular function: protein binding; store-operated calcium channel activity; inositol 1,4,5 trisphosphate binding. Gene Ontology annotation, cellular component: cation channel complex; plasma membrane. NCBI's taxonomy places the organism in Eukaryota, Metazoa, Chordata, Aves, Passeriformes, Passerellidae. Bases 389 to 3160 code for a protein of 923 amino acids. The transcript is spliced from 12 exons.